AUUUGUAAAAAUUUAGGUUAUAUCAAAUGUAACAAUAGUAUUUGUAAAAGUACUACCAAGAGUAGAAACUUUUUAAUGUUUACAACCAGGUCUUGUUUUGCAUUAGAAAAAAUAUUAACAAGAUAAAAAACUUGGAUUGCAGUAGUAAAGUGGCUUUAGGUCUCAGUUUCUUAAGUAAAUGGCUUAACUUUUUUAUUUAUACCAUAUCUAUUUAUUCAAAAUUUAUGUUGUAUAUAACAAAAACACAAAAAAAUUAAUAAUUUUUCAGAAUGGUUAUACCUCAAAGGCGACGAUGUAAGAUUAAUUUUAAAUAUUUUAUCAAGUAAUAUUUUUCAAGAUGUUGAACAUUAGAUAAGUGUUAAAUUGUGACUAAAAAAAAUAUUUUUCGUAAAUAUUUUUCAAUAUUGUCAGUUUAUUUAGACUUUUAACUUUUUAUAUAUCACAAUGGCUUUGUAAAAAGUCAUUUUUUUUUCUCUUGUUUUUUUUUUUGCAAGCUGUAAGCUAUUUGCAAUGUUUCAUAUAAAAGGUAAGGUUUUUGACUUCAUUAUUAUGUAAAAUUGUUUGCUACUUUUUGCUCUGAAUUUGUUUAUUAUUUUUUGCAUUUUUAAUCGUACGUAAAGACAGAGCAGAGGGGUCUCUGUAUAAUCUUUGUUGUUGUUGUUGUUGCCUUUUUCUGUGUACCUCCUCAAAGAAAGUUAUUUAAAAAGUAUAUUUAAAAAAUUUUUAAACAAAUGCAGUCUGAAAGUGCAAUUCUUGCCCAAAGUCUCUUUUCAUAUUUUAGUAGAAACAACCGCUCACACAAACUGAGUAUGUAAGUAUGAGCGAUCAUUUGUUUGUAAUUAUACAUUUCUCUCAUGCUCAUAGGUCUGGUUUAACUGCUAACCUUAUAGUUCCAGAGUUUGAGUCUGUAAUCGUAACUAGUGAUGGAAUGUAUCUUAUCUCUGUCGAAAAUCACAAAACAUUUGAAACCUAUGGUCAUGCACACAUCAUUAAAACCAUCUGAAUAUCAAUGGUUAAGUACUUUUGUAUGCAAAGUUCGUUGUCAAAUCAAAGCAGCACACAAAAAUGUAUUUUUAAGUUGUUCUGGUUUGCCGAUGGACUUUGGUGCAGUAAGUACACAACUUGCAUCAUUAUGGAGAAAAGCUGGACUUAAUCGAAAUGGUUUAGGUAGGAGAAGGUUGUGUGCAUCUAUAUUAAGACAAUCUGCUGUUACCAAAUGCAGAACUGACGGAGAAACUAAUUUACAAGGUGUAGCUGAUAUAAUGGGUAACUCACUUUUAACAGCUGAAAAGCAUUACCACUUGAGAAAUAUGAAAGAAGCUGCUGGGAAAAAUAAUAAUUCUAUUCGUAAGAAAAUUUGCAAAAAAAGAGUUCUUGUGAAAAGAGUAAUGUUGCUGAGAAGAUUUUAUCAAAAAGUUCAUUAGACGAUGUAUCUUUUAAUAUUGUAAAUAGCGACUAAGAAAUUGAUAUAACCCCAAAAAAGAUUUUUGCCAAGACAAAUCAAUCGCCUUUAAAGGAGUCGUAUACUCCUCGGAGACAAGUUGCUUUUAACAAAGAGGAUAUCUCAAUUCUCAAUAAAUCUUGCGAUCUUAUAACUGGUGGAACGUUAUCAAAGGAUCGUAUUAGGGAUGCUCUUAAACAUACACAUCUUCUGGACAAAUUUUCUUGGACUCAGAUACGCACUAGAGUAAAUUAUGAGCGACUUUAAAAAAUCGAAGUGAAAUAAAACUAUUUUUACCAUAAACUUUAAAUGUUUUGAAACUAAGUUCUUAAUAAACCUUUUUUAAUAAUUAUU
This is a messenger RNA of Hydra vulgaris (swiftwater hydra), 1795 nucleotides long. RefSeq lists its product as uncharacterized. The record is from RefSeq and is a predicted model, not a curated record. Lineage: Eukaryota; Metazoa; Cnidaria; Hydrozoa; Anthoathecata; Hydridae.